AUGAGGACUUGGAGGUGCCGUUUGCCGCUAAGUUGUAUCGUCAAUGCGCUUUUGUGGCGUUUCGACUCCUUGGACUGGCACUUCGACACGCAUGCUCAAAAAUGUUCUGUCAUGCCAAUGGGCAGAGUUUGGAAACUAUGUAUCGCAAUUAUUCACCAGGCCUCACCUCGAAAAGAAACAACGCGGUGUCUACCAAUCACCGCGUUUGUGAAGAUGAAGCCACGCAAACCCGGCACUUCAGAAACUCGCCGAAGUUCUUCCAAUCCGCAUACACAUCAGGGGGAUCUCCAACGGACGGGAACCCUGAAUUCCAGGAGUAAUUCACCAGCACCAGCCCGACGGCAGGACAGUAGUGACUCCACGCCGCCUUGGACCCCGGCUGGACAACAACGUGGCCUUCCGCCUCUUCCACGAACUCAACACGUCGGGUCCGCAACAGCAUUUGCUCCUGAACGAUUUCGGCAUAGCAAUAGCAACAGGCCUAAUAUUCCAGAGCGCCUGCGCAACGUCAACUUUGAUCCGGCUCAGUCUUCAUCACAACCAUCCCAGCCACCAUCAAGGAAGAAUUCAUUUCAGCCGAACCAAGCACGUUUGGAGGUCCACCAAGACUAUCCAGCCUCGCCUUUCCAACUGUAUUCGCCAGACGAACAACAGGACGAUUCACAACAGCAGGAAUUUCUGGCAUCAUUGGAAUAUCCAGCCUGGCAACCCUUCGAAAAAGGAGAGCCCUAUGACUGCAUUGAGCAAGCGAGAAAACAGCUAGAAAAUUCCAUUCCGCAACGACCUUCUGGCCUGGGCCAAAUCCCAGGUCACGGAAUAGGCCAAGUCCCCAGCCAUGACGCUGGCCCCGAUUCACGCCAAGUCUCGAGCCAACUCCCAGAGCCAAUUCAGAGGAGCAACUCGAGCAACGUUCCAGGCUAUGGCUACGACCAGGCCUCAGACCAAGGCACAGAUGAAAUUCGAUGCACCUCCAGUCAAGAUGCAGUCCACGGCUCUGACGAAAUUCUAAACCGCAGCUCGAGCCACGUCCAAAGCCAAGUCACAGCUCAAGUUUUACGCCGCAGCUCGAGUCAAGCUACAGGCCAUAGCUGGGGCCCAGUCCCGGGCCAUGGCAUAGGCCAAGCCCCAGCCCAACCCGCAGCGCAACCCUCAUCCCAUGGCGGGGCCGAAGUCAUAGGCCAUGGCCCUCGUCAAUUAUCAAAUAGGGGCGUGAGCACAGACCCUCUCGAUGAGACGAUUUACCCCCGCCAGCGAUUCUACCUGCCAUACGAUCCAUUCCAAAUGCGCUCAUACCAAAUGCAGCAUACACGCGCAUACCCUCCCCAAAUAAAUGACCAGCACCACUUUCAAGGCCCGCGCCCACAACAUGGGCUUCAGUAUAGAAGAGGGCACCACUACCAGUCAUAUCGAAUACAUCACCACUUUCCGCAGCAAUAUUGGCGUCCAACGUUCGUGGCACCUUUCCACAGGGUGCCUACACAGCCACCGCCCCGCCCACCAAACAGAAGAGCGUUUCAGUUUGACUGUACAACUCCAGCCUUCGUUCCUCAGUUUCCAGGGAAUCGCCAACUCGAACUUGAUAUUUUGGCCCAGGCAAGCACUACUACUGGUUAA
Eimeria acervulina is the source of this 1614-nucleotide messenger RNA. RefSeq lists its product as hypothetical. Lineage: Eukaryota; Apicomplexa; Conoidasida; Eucoccidiorida; Eimeriidae. The transcript has 4 exons. The record is from RefSeq and is a predicted model, not a curated record. The coding region runs from base 1 to 1614 and encodes 537 amino acids.